GCUGAGCUGGGGGCAGCGGCUCCUCACCCUUGCUGGCCGGGGAGGUGGGAGGGGGAAGCUCAUCUUCCUUUUCCUCCUGGGAAAAGAUGCAAUGUGUUAGGAGGCUGAUGGCUCUUUGGGGAAUCUUCGUUGUUCCAGAAGGAGAGAUUAAAGUUUUAGCAGUUGAAUACAUGCAUCUUUAAGAAGCUAAUUACACAGCUAUGUAAGAAGUAUCAAUUAUGGAGAAGGCUGAGGAAUCCACACAAACGAGAUCUCUGAAUAACAACUUUUUCACGUAAAUUGACAAAAGUGGAGAAGAGAUGGCCAGUUCAGCCCGAGAACAUCUGCUUUUUGUGCGACGUCGCAACCCACAGCUACGGUAUACUCUGAGCCCAGAGAAUCUGCAGAGUUUGGCAUCUCAGGGCGCCAUGGCUGAGAACAUGAACUUGCAGCGUGCCAACAGUGACACUGAUUUAGUGACCUCGGAUAGCAGGUCUAGUUUGACAGCCAGUAUGUACGAAUACACCUUGGGACAAUCUCAGAACCUCAUCAUUUUCUGGGAUAUUAAGGAAGAAGUAGACCCGACUGACUGGAUAGGACUUUAUCACAUAGAUGAGAACUCUCCGGCCAAUUUCUGGGAUUCCAAGAAUCGGGGAGUGACUGGCACGCAAAAGGGACAAAUUGUGUGGCGAAUUGAACCUGGUCCCUAUUUUAUGGAAUCUGAAAUUAAGAUCUGUUUUAAAUACUACCAUGGUGUUAGUGGAGCCCUCCGAGCUACUACUCCGUGUAUCACUGUGAAAAACCCUGCUGUGAUGAUGGGAGUAGAAGGCAUGGAUGAAGGUGCUUCUGGAGCCCAGCACUCUAGGAAGUUAGUCAGCUUUACCCUAUCAGAUAUUAGAGCAGUUGGACUUAAAAAAGGCAUGUUCUUCAACCCCGAUCCUUAUCUGAAGAUGUCCAUUCAGCCAGGCAAGAAAAGUACAUUUCCUACAUUUGCUCAUCAUGGCCAGGAAAGAAGGUCGACUAUCAUCAGUAACACAACUAAUCCUGUUUGGCACAGAGAGAAAUAUUCUUUUGUUGCACUUCUAACAGAUGUCCUGGAAAUUGAGGUUAAAGACAAAUUUGCCAAGAGUCGUCCAAUCAUCAAGCGCUUUCUUGGAAAGUUAACCAUACCAGUUCAGAGACUAUUGGAGAGACAUGCAAUUGGAGACCAGGUUCUCACCUAUAAUCUUGGCAGAAGGCUCCCAGCUGAUCAUGUAAGUGGAUAUCUCCAAUUCAAAGUGGAAAUCACAUCAUCUGUUCAUGAAGAUGCUUCACCAGAAACAGUUGGCACUUUGCUAGGAGUGAACUCUGUAAAUGGAGACUUGGGGAGCCCCUCUGAUGAUGAGGACAUGCCAACAGGACAUCACGAUACGUCCACAGUGUGUUCCAAUGGUCCAGUCCUUGAGGAAUCUUCUGGAGAAGCAAUCCUGAGACACUCUUUAAGGACUAGUAGAACUCUGGAAACGGACCAGGAUGAGUUGACAUCUGGUGCUUCAAGAUCAUCACCUACUAGAGGACGCCAGGACUCACUAAAUGACUAUCUGGAUGCGAUAGAACACAAUAAUCAUCCCAGACCGGGGACGUCUGCCUGUGGUGAGCGCCCACGUGGAGCCUCCCCAAAACUGAGGAGUAGCUUUCCUACUGACACAAGACUUAAUGCUAUGCUUCACAUUGACUCAGAUGAAGAGGAGCAUGAGCUACAUCAAGACCUGGGUUUUCCGUCUUCCUUGGAAGAUGAUGGUGGUUUAGUAAUGCUUAAUGGUGCUACAAGAAAUGUGGAAAGAAAUGGUUUAAGUUACUCAUCAGAUCAGGUAAUUCAAGGGCCUGCAGAGAAUGAAAACGUUUCAGCCUCUGAAGCUCCUUUGCCAUCAGCUGAUGACCAGCAAGAGACUCUUCCAGAGCUUCCACCAUCACAGCUAGCAGGAGGUGAAAGCCUGCAAGGUUCUCAAGGUGAAGCUCCAGCAGAGCAGGCUGGCAGCGGGUGUGCCGCUCAGGAGGCAGAGCAGCCUCCUGGCAGUGUGGACGCAGGAGCUGCCGAUGCCGCUGCUGGGAGCAGAAGGGGCGUUAGUGAAAUGGAAUCCCUUGAUCAAGGGUCUGAACCUUCCCAGAUGUCAUCAGAAACCGAGCAGAGUGAUCCUGCUCGCACAGAAAGUGUCAGUGAGGCUAGUACCCGGCCAGAAGGGGAGAGUGAUGUGGAAGGGGCAGACAGCUCUUGCAAUGAAAGCGCGACUGUGCGACAUUCCUCGGUUGAGAUGCGGUGUUCUUCCUUUGAAAGUGCCAGGUUUCCUGAGACUCCAGCCUUCUCUUCUCAGGAGGAGGAAGAGGGAGCUUGUGCCACUGCUGCAGCUAGAGUUGAGCCAGGUGCUGAAACACAGGACUCUGCAAGUACUUCUGGUUCUCUGCCUGCGGUACAGCUACCUCAGGAGGACGUACAGGAGGCUGAAGCAGCUGAAUUGCAAGACCAAGAGGAAGCAGAAGAAAUCUGGCAAAGAAGAAGCAGCCUGCAGGCGGCAGCUGCCAAUAGCCAGUCUCAGGAUGAGGAAGCUGAAGGAGCCCAAGCAGCUUGUGAAGGGGCCACAGCACAGGUUGAAGGAGCUACUGGAGGUUCUCAAGCCAAUGGCCAUCAGCCCUUGAGGUCGCUGCCUUCGGUACGUCAGGAUGUUAGCCGGUACCAGAGAGUGGAUGAGGCUCUACCACCAAAUUGGGAGGCUCGAAUUGACAGCCAUGGACGGAUUUUUUAUGUGGACCACGUGAACAGGACAACGACAUGGCAGCGACCCACAGCCCCCCCAGCCCCACAGAUUCUCCAGAGGUCAAAUUCCAUACAGCAGAUGGAACAGCUGAAUCGCCGGUACCAGAGCAUCCGAAGAACAAUGACUAACGACAGGCCUGAAGAGCAUACAAAUACCGUGGAUGGAGCUGGAGAGGAAACCGACUUUCACCAUUCUAAUGCAGAUUUUCGAAGAGAGAAUGUGCUGCCUCACUCUACCUCCAGAUCCAGACUUACUUUAUUGCUCCAGUCUCCCCCUGUGAAAUUUCUUAUCAGCCCAGAGUUCUUUACAGUGCUGCAUUCUAACCCUAGUGCCUACCGCAUGUUUACAAAUAACACGUGUUUGAAGCACAUGAUCACCAAAGUCCGGCGGGACACCCACCAUUUUGAGCGCUACCAGCAUAAUCGUGAUUUGGUGGGCUUCCUCAACAUGUUUGCUAACAAACAGCUGGAGCUGCCGAGAGGUUGGGAAAUGAAACACGACCAUCAGGGCAAGGCUUUCUUUGUUGACCACAAUUCCCGCACUACCACGUUCAUUGACCCCCGGCUUCCCUUGCAGAGUAGCAGGCCCACUAGUGCGUUAGUCCACCGGCAGCACUUAACUAGGCAGCGCAGCCACAGCGCUGGUGAGGUUGGGGAGGACUCCCGUCAUUCAGGACCACCAGUUUUGCCAAGACCAUCUAGCACAUUUAAUACUGUCAGCAGAGCUCAGUACCAGGAUGUGGUUCCCGUGGCUUACAAUGACAAGAUCGUUGCAUUUUUGCGGCAGCCCAAUAUCUUUGAAAUUCUACAAGAGCGUCAGCCAGAUCUUACCAGGAAUCACUCACUCAGGGAGAAGAUCCAGUUCAUCCGGACAGAGGGAACACCUGGGUUGGUGCGUUUAUCCAGUGAUGCAGACCUUGUCAUGUUACUCAGCUUGUUUGAGGAGGAAAUAAUGUCGUAUGUGCCGCCACAUGCCUUACUUCAUCCUAGUUAUUGCCAGUCCCCAAGAGGCUCACCGGUAUCUUCGCCUCAGAACUCUCCAGGUACUCAGCGUGCCAAUGCCCGAGCUCCAGCUCCUUACAAAAGAGACUUUGAAGCCAAGCUGAGGAACUUCUACAGGAAGUUAGAGACUAAAGGAUAUGGACAAGGCCCAGGGAAAUUGAAAUUAAUCAUCAGGAGAGAUCACUUGCUAGAAGAUGCCUUUAACCAGAUCAUGGGCUACUCAAGAAAGGACCUGCAGAGAAAUAAACUCUACGUAACAUUUGUUGGGGAAGAAGGGCUGGACUACAGUGGACCUUCAAGAGAGUUUUUUUUCCUGGUGUCGAGAGAGCUCUUCAAUCCGUAUUAUGGUUUGUUUGAAUAUUCAGCCAACGAUACCUAUACAGUACAAAUCAGUCCCAUGUCUGCUUUUGUAGACAAUCACCACGAGUGGUUCAGGUUUAGUGGCCGAAUCCUUGGUCUUGCUCUGAUACAUCAGUAUUUGCUAGAUGCCUUUUUUACACGACCCUUUUAUAAAGCACUCCUCCGAAUACUCUGUGACCUGAGUGACCUGGAGUAUCUCGACGAGGAGUUUCACCAGAGUUUGCAGUGGAUGAAAGAUAAUGAUAUACAUGAUAUCCUAGAUCUCACAUUUACUGUAAAUGAAGAAGUUUUUGGGCAGAUCACUGAACGGGAACUAAAGCCAGGAGGUGCUAACAUCCCAGUCACUGAAAAGAACAAGAAAGAAUAUAUAGAAAGAAUGGUGAAAUGGAGAAUUGAGAGAGGUGUUGUACAACAAACAGAAAGUCUAGUUCGUGGUUUCUAUGAGGUGGUUGAUGCGAGGCUUGUGUCUGUAUUUGAUGCCAGAGAACUGGAACUGGUUAUAGCUGGAACAGCAGAAAUUGAUUUGAGUGAUUGGAGAAAUAAUACAGAGUACAGAGGAGGUUAUCAUGACAAUCACAUUGUAAUUCGGUGGUUCUGGGCUGCUGUGGAAAGGUUCAACAACGAACAACGGCUAAGACUUUUACAGUUUGUUACAGGCACGUCCAGCAUACCUUAUGAAGGAUUUGCCUCUCUGCGGGGGAGCAAUGGUCCAAGAAGGUUCUGCGUAGAGAAGUGGGGGAAGAUCACUGCUCUUCCAAGGGCUCACACUUGUUUCAAUCGUCUGGACCUUCCCCCUUAUCCAUCAUUCUCUAUGUUAUAUGAAAAACUGUUGACAGCAGUUGAAGAGACAAGUACUUUUGGACUUGAGUGAUAUACAAACCACAGUGCCCAGCUCAUUGGACUUUUGUGGAUCUGUCUUCUCAAGGAAUGAAUGAAAGUUUGUAUUGGAUUUCCUAGAGGAAAAUCAUUUCACGGUGCAAUUCAAAUAAUGAGGUUCCCUGAAAGAGCUUAUGAAGCAAUUAAAAAGCAUUGUGGUAGUGGCAGAACUCUCUACAGUGAAACUAGAGUGUGCUUGAUGUGCAGGGAAAAGUCUUGCAAUCCAUGGUUUUUCAGGGCCGCCAAACUUGUUAAGUUUAUGUUCUGAGCAAACAAGAAACAUCAUCCCAUGUUGUGAUCAACCUGGCUACUGCAAAACUGACAUGUACCCGAAAACUGGAUUUCAUCAAAGUUGUUGAAUAGAAAAUUCAAGUCAAAACGUGAAAUCAUUAAGCCCCUUACCUACCCAGUAAAUUAUAAAAAAAUCACACAAUAAUAAUUUUUUUUUUAAUUCAUGAAGGUACAUUACUUUAUGCCAUAUGUUAUAACAGCCUAACCAGUACUUGCUUUACCUAAGACUAUGAGUGCCUGCAUGGUGUGUAUCACAGAGCUCAAGUUCCUGGGGCAGAAAUGAAUUGCAAGGAAAGUCAGCAACAAAGGAUGUAACAACUGCUUGCAUUAUGGAGGUUUGUGGAAAUGUGUUUGCCAGUGGUGUGUAUGACAAAAGAUGAGCUGUUAUAAUGAACUUAAUAACCUAAUAAGACUCAUUUUAUGCUUUAUACUGCAUGGAAACUAUUUUAAGAAGAGACUAGCAAUUUAUCACAGCAUAUCAGGAAAAAACCCUAACACAGUGACUUCUGUUUAUUUUUAUAGGUUCAUUAUAUUAGGUUUCUUAGAGUGUAAACAGGAAACAAGCAAACUAAAACACUAUUUCUGUUUUUGUCACUUUCCAUGCUUGAACAGACAUUCUGCUAGUGUUUAUUCUUUAAGCACUCUCAAGGAAAAAAAAUGCCUUUUAUUUUUAUAAGAGUAAAAAACUCCCAAAACUAUUUUUCACUGAAUGUACCAAAGUUGAAGGGACAUUAUGAUCUGACUGAUAGCAAACUGCAUCACUAUCAAGUAUCUAUAAAAACGCUUAGGAACCAGGCUUUCUUCAUGGUGCCAUGUCUAUAGAUAUCAGGACUGUGCACAUAAGUAAUAAUUUUAUAAUGCUAUAUGUGAUAUUGUAAUAUGCAUUUAUUUUAAAUGCAUCCGGGUCAUUUUUCAUGCAUUGGAUAACUUAAUGCAGUGGAGUUUAAUACAGAUAUUUCAUAUUCUCCCAACUUUUUAUUUGUACAGCAUCAUUAAAAAUAGCUCAUUUGGGAACCCAUGAGUAACCUAUUUUAAGGUAAGCCACUGGCCAUAAUGCCACUGUCCCAUAUCAGUGAACACCCACAAGAUGUAAACUGUUCCUAGUGUCUAAGCUUGCAUUUUCACUGAUAAAUAGUUUCCUAUCAAAUGUUAUUUGAAAGAGGUUUUAUGGCAUAUCAAAAACUGCAUGGACACCAAUUUCUUUAUGCUUAGUUUUGCUGAAAUACACAUGGCUUGCUCGCAUCUAUUUUUGGUACUUUCCUCCAGAUGAUCUUGUGGAACACUUGCGCAGCGCGCCGUUUCUUGUACAGCUGCUGUCACACAGUGCAUCCACCACAUUUUAAAAUUCCAGGAAGCUGCACUUGGAUACGGAAUUACAAGAACGUGAAUCUAGCUUUGCGCUAGCCUUCUUGAUGGCACUGAAGCACAGCAAGCCCUGUUCUGUGGGAAAAAUGGCUUUUGAAGUAACAUUCUCACUUUGGAGAAUCUUGAAAGGGCAUCUCAGGGAGGCAUCCAGCCUGUUCUUGUGGGAGGUUUUUUGCAGCGGAGGUGAACGCCUGUGGAGAUGUUGUCAGCAAAGAACUGCCGCUCCACCCUCCAGGUCAGAAUCAGGUGCAGCGGUGGUGGUGGCAGCAACAAAGACCGAGACAGCCCUUCAGGCUUGCUGAGAAAACGUUACUGGUGCAAAGGAAACCCCACUUCCAAAAUCAGAGUGAAGGCAUUCUUUUAUUUCAGGAACAACUGAGCUUCUGCAUGACAUCUGGGACUCGCUUAAGUAACAUAGGUUUUCUUACACUACUUCUGGCUGAUAUGAAGUAGCAAAGAAAAGUCCAAACACAUCACCCUAUUUUUACACAUAUGUUUAUCAGUCUUUGCUAAGAUUGCAUGUCACAGAUCCUAAUGCACAUCUUUUUUCAGAACGCGACUGAGUAGUAGGCAAACUGACUUUUCAUCGGGUCACUCCAGCAUGGCUCAUGUUUCAUAUGAUCCAUUCACUGAGUAGCUAAAACUCCAGUGCUCGAAGCAGAAGGCAACUUUUGGUUGGUUGAAGGACUGCAGAAUUUUGAUUUUACAAUACUGUGUUAUCUGUGGUCUAAAAAGGAGAUUUCCCAGGUGGAAACUGUAUCUACAAGUUUUGAACCAGAAACUCUUUGGAAUGAAAAGUUUAAAUAUUUGGCACAAAGUAAGUUUAUACUAGUCUGCCUUUUAGGUUAUGCUUUUGUACAAAACUCAAACAAUAAAUGCAUCUUCUCAAUUUUUAUUUAAAUAUAUCUACUGCACACAUUUGUUCUGUAUUUAUGCAUGUAAAAAUAGUUGAAAUCAGUCAUGAUGAUCCAGUAUUCUGUCAAGAUGUGACAGGGUCACGAGUGGGGCAGCUGUCAGUUUAAAAAAAAAAAAAAAAAAAAAGAUAAAUGAAAGCAAUCCAGUAUCUGUGUAGCAUUAAGACCAAGAGAGACUGAAGAGAAGCUGCUGUUUCCUCCUUUGCUGCCAACAUCACCUGGGGGAAUCUAGGAAAAUGGUAUUUGAAAGUGAUGGGGAGUUAGCUGCCCAGAUAUGGCUACCUGCAGUGCCUUGAGCACUUGCCUGGCUCUUUGUGAUGAUAGAAGCAAUGCUGCUGCUUUGAAGAGAUUAGCAGGGAGGGAGUACAGGAAAGGAAGCCCGAGCUUUCUCAGAUACCCACGUCUCCUGGCUACUGCUUGGAAUAUUCUCCCUGUGGUGUGGGAAGUCGUUCCUGUUAAAUGUGUCCCAGGUGAAAGCCAACUUUCAUGUCCUGCAGAUGACAGCAACAGGCGACCACGGUGCUUUUGCUUAUGACGUGCUGUGGCAGGCAGGAGGGCCCAGACAGAGAAAGACUGAGAAGCCUUUCUGAAAGCUCUGUAUCUCCUCAGAGCUUUUCCAGACGGUGCCAAGGAACUUUGCGUUUAGGCAGGGAAAAAAAGCCAGUCAACCUGAAGUAGACAAAAAGGCCACCUCUUCCCAGGUCCCCGCAUCCCAGCCCGCCCACCUGGCGCUGCUAGCAGUCAGUCCUGCCAGCACGCUCCUCACUACACCAGAAACACUUGUAAUUGAUGCCAUUAAGCAAUGCGGCCCCUCCUGCCGCAAGCACUGACCCGUUCACAAGCUGCAAGCCAGCAGCAGCUAGGGCAGCAGCGUUUUCACCCGCAGCAGGCAGGAGACAGCUACCUGUCACCUCCAGUCACCCCGUCAGCAGCACCUUGCAGGGUAACGCGGGAGAGCCACCUUUUGAUCCAAAACAAAAUCCAAUUUAACACUCAGUCCUGCUGACCAGAAGCAGACUCUAUCCCUCAACCCCUGCCUGCUGUCUUUCCUUAGUAUUUAUCAAAGAACUGCCUUUUUUGCUUCUAAACAAAACUUUCAUUAUUCUUGUAGUGAACCUACCAUAAAAAGGUGUUAAUAUGGCUUAGAGAGUAUCUAGGGUGAAAUCCAUCUGCAUACAUAGGCCUGCUGGGCACCACAUAAACUCCACAUCGAAGCGGUUAACCUCGGGUCAUACAGGGUAGGGUGAAUAUAUGUAAUUUUCGGGGAAACUGAAAAAGUAGGCAGCAGCAUGCUGGCAGGACAUCAGACAAAGUUUCUGGCAUGAGUUAAACUGGCAGAGCACCGGACUGGUAGUUUGCUUAGUUUAAAAUUAUAGGAAAGAAAAGAGGUUUGUGGUUUCUUAUGUAUUUUUAAUCCUUUAAAAAGUUGGGUUUUUUUAAAAAAGCUUCCUUAUGUAGCAUUUUUAAUGAUAUCAUCUGGUUGCUAAAUGUAAUCUCAGCAGUAUUAAUUGCAGAUGUUUACUGAAUUUCUGCAGCAGUAGCUGCAGAGGUUUAUGGAGCUACUUGCAAACCCACUGUCUCUGGACUGAGGGAAUUCCUUGUCACUAAAGGGGAAUCUGUGGCAGCUGUGUUUGAAUAGAAUGGUGUAAUUUCACUUCCCUUAGCAUAAAGAAAUUUAAUUAUUUUCAGCGAAUGAAACUAAUUAGUAUUAAAUUAUACUAGUAAUUACGUUUUUGUUGCCACUGGUAAUUUAUUCCUGUUAGCACUAAUGGGAAUUGGGCAAAAGUUUGGUCUCCAGUCAUAAGAUUACAAACUUAGCUUUAACGUUAACCUUACAGUAUUAACAUUCAACCAUCACUGCUCUUUGCCCUCCUCAUCCUUUUCUCCCUGGACAAGCAAACUGAACUCCACGCAAAACUUCUGAAUAACUACUCAAAUCUGGCUUAAACUGUUUGCGUUUUGGCUCAAUUAUGCUGUAUGAAAUGGAACAGCAGAAAUACGGGUUGACUAGCUCGCCAAUUGCAAGUAAAAAAUCCUUUACAACCACAGUGGCUGCUAUUGGACUAGUCUACCUUUUUGCCUAAAUAUUUUACAAUUAAAAAAGAGUUUAGGAAUUUAAAUUUGAAAUUGCUUGUUUGCUGGAAAAAUAAAUACGCAUUAGGUAAAUAGUAGAGGGAAAAAAAGGACUUUACAGUAAAAUCAGUAAGGCUAAAACCUUUUUAUAACCCAUUUUUGUUAGCAGUAUGCAAAAUUAUAAAGCUGACCGUACAUACAGUUUUCACAGUGUGUGUUGGUUUAUGUUAUGCAUCGCUUUCAAAUAGACCACAAGCUUCUGUUUAGUUUCAGACUGACUAGUUUCAGCACUAGACUACUGUUUAGAAUCUUCAUUCUAUGAAAAGUUUUCUAUUGAAACAUUUCUAGUAUUUUAUAAAAUAAUUUUAUGUAAAUAAAGGUAUUGGUCAGGUUGAAACUUCAUUUAGGGCUCUACUUCAUAGGGUUUGCUCAGAGCCAUGUUAUGCCUUGGGUAUUUUGAGGUAAACAUGAUUAAUUUCAGAGUUCUAUUUAAUAUCAGUGACAUAAUUACCUUCUGAUCACUGCUUAGAAAGGCUCUUCCUGACUGUAGGUAAAAGGAUGACAGUGAAGGACUCCUCUGGAAUGGUUACAAUCCAUUGUACUAUCUGUAUGUAUUCAAAAUGCAAUUAAAAUAUCUCCUGAGGACUAUGUGAAAUAAUUACUACACUUGUUGAUUAGCCACCUUCUAAAUCAAUAAUUGGAAUUUUGAAUUUAUGUCCUUUAUGUACCAAAUGCAGUCAGAUUACAUCGCAUAAUAAGAAUUAUUAUUAAACUAGAGAUGUAUUCUCACAGAUCUCUUAAAGUUACGGUGAAUGUGAAAGGGAGCCAAGCUAUACUUCUUUCAAUCCUCCCUGCCUUUAAAAAACUUCUGAAUAAUGAAAAAUGUAUUUAGUUUUUCAGUUGUUUCUUUUUUAGAACUUUCAGAAACUUCUCACUGAACCCCCUGCUAGAAAAAGCCUUGUCUACUUAGAGGGCUUUUGCUAAGCACUCAGGAGGUAUAUUGUUCCACUAAUUUAACAGUUUUGUGCUGACAUCAAUGUAAUCAGCUUCCAGAUGUAUAGACCUACAAAACUCCGCAGGACUCUGGUCUCCCUUAUUCUGGGCUGCCUUCCAAAGGCUGAUUGUCCUCUCCCUUUUAAUUGCACAUAAUCCUACAAUCACCCAGAGACGAUUGCUGGCCACCUACGCUGACUGUAGCUACAGUAUCAGAGUAGGACUGUGGGCUUAUUUUUUCAUCAAGAAUUAACCCGGUCUCCUUUGCAACAAAAGCAGCUCCCUUCAGUCCAGAGAGUAGAUAGGAUCACUGUUACUCUGACAUCUAGAUCGUGAGUGGUUUAAGAAAAAGAGUCAUGAAAGUUUUUGGAAAACAGCUGAUUAGGUAUCCAAGUGUAAAAUGUCCUCUGAUUUUAGUUUUGCAAAAGCAAUAAUGAGGCAGGGGAUUUUUCUUGCAAUGCUUUCUAUUGCCAGAAUUUCUGAGGCCCCAGGGGCUGCUUCAGGCUGUUGUCUGGAAGGGUGAAUAGCUCUUGCAGCGAGGCAGGCGAGUGCUGAUGCAGGAAUCACAGCAGCAUGUGAUUUAUCACCUUAGCGAGGACUGUGCCUUCCACAGAUGGAGGUUUUUGUCAUACAGCCCUUGAACUGGUUUCUUUCAAAACCUCGUUCGUAUCUGCAUUGCCUGCUAAUUGCAAUACAAGCAGCUCCUGACAUACUCCAUGGACUAUUCGGCAUGUCUCAUUUUAAAUGAGAAUUACAGUUAUUAUAGGUAGAAAUACUUAUCUAGCAGUAUAAAUGAGGUCAAUAAAAGAUUUUGCUGAGACAUCAUAUCUGAUUGCCAUGCUGACUGCAGUCAGACAUUGGAGCUGAGUAAUUUUAAAACAGAUUACUGUAUGAAUAAGCAAAUAAAUCUCUGAAGCCUCAUAAAUAAUGCUGAGGAAGGAAUGUAAUUGCAGGUGCUGUAGUGAUAAAAUAUGGCAGUUCCACACAGCACAUUGAGCAUACCAAGUGCAACCAUGGCUCAGUGCUAGAGUGAAGGCAAGACUGAAAGAGUAGGGACAGAAAAAGGACCAUGCUUUGCAAAUAGAGCAGGACAGUGAGCUGUGCUGAUGACUGGCUAUACAAAAGGGAAUACUUUUUGCUUGAAAAUUAAGCUAUGAUAAUGUAUCCAGGAAAAAUUACUAUUCAGCCUGAAAUACAGUAGUGUUACUGCAACUACAAGACAUAUUUUACCUAAUUACUAGGUUUUGAAAAUCUAAAGUACACAGUCAGAAAACUUACUUCUGUGUUGGUUUUUCUUGUUUUAUUGGUUUUGGGUUGUUUUGUUUUGUUUUUUUUUAUUUGGACUACUCAGGAAAAUGAAGGCUUCUAAAUAAAAUGAAGGUGGUGUCUAGAAGUCCUAUUUACUCUUACUGUUUGUACAAAUAAUUAUUUUGUUUAUUACUAGCUGGAUUUUGCAAGAGAAAUGGCAUCUGAUAAGUAGUUAAAUCAUCACUACCAAAGGUGACUGUCAUUUGAAAUGUGAUGGGCCAAAUCCCUAUCAUUUAGAUGUGAUUUUUUUUUUUAUUUUUAGAUGGUUGGGGUGUGUGUUAUGGUUCUGUAAGAACCAUGAAUUUCCAUGGAGAGCUUGAUAUGACGUUUCUAAAGCUUACUUAAGGUAAUUAAAAUAUUCUCAGUGAUCUAGUUAGCUUUGACCAAGCUGAUGCAAGUCUUGACUCCAUUCACACUAUAAUGAAAUUAUCAGAAAAAAUACUGUGUAAGAGAGUAGGAAGAUUUCAGGAUCUUGUUCUCUUCCUAGAAGCUAACCUGGUUCUUUACCUGAAAGCCAAGAUGAUUGGAUGUCAGUAUAAAAGAAUAAUUCCUUCCAAGUUUUCUUCUUCAACAGGGUAACUGAAGUGAUAAGAGUUUUAUAUAAACUUUAAGUCCUAAAUGAGAAGACAACUAGUACGUUGGACCAUAAUGAUUCAACAGUUCUAUAUAUCGGGACAUUUUUCUGCAAUGAGUCAGCAACACUCAGGAGACUGCUGUUUAUUAUCAGCAUUGCAGGGAGGAAGAAGAAUUAUAGGAAUAUAAAGUACAAAAAUCAUCUUAGGAGGAUGCUUUUUCUUUGUACUGUUUUUCCUUGGAAUGACAUAGCCUUGAGGGCAUCCAUGAAUUCUGAUCAGCAAGGCUGCUUUUUGUAUGAGUGACUGAACAUUCGUACUUGUAAGGGCUGGUACAGUAUGGAAGGGGAAAGCUAGAGAAAAA
This is a messenger RNA of Tyto alba (common barn owl), 12888 nucleotides long. It is a transcript of the gene HECW2, whose product is annotated as HECT, C2 and WW domain containing E3 ubiquitin protein ligase 2. The transcript has 29 exons. Gene Ontology annotation, biological process: regulation of dendrite morphogenesis. NCBI's taxonomy places the organism in Eukaryota, Metazoa, Chordata, Aves, Strigiformes, Tytonidae. Bases 300 to 5003 code for a protein of 1567 amino acids. The record is from RefSeq and is a predicted model, not a curated record. Gene Ontology annotation, molecular function: protein binding; ubiquitin-protein transferase activity.